Pediculus humanus corporis (human body louse) is the source of this 504-nucleotide messenger RNA. RefSeq lists its product as uncharacterized. NCBI's taxonomy places the organism in Eukaryota, Metazoa, Arthropoda, Insecta, Psocodea, Pediculidae. The transcript is spliced from 3 exons. The record is from RefSeq and is a predicted model, not a curated record. The coding region runs from base 1 to 504 and encodes 167 amino acids.
AUGACAUAUUUGGUGCCGAUUUUAUUGGUACUCCAAGUCACCACAGGCAAAGUAUUGAAACCUCCAGGCGGUGGAACUAGCAGUCUCUUUGCGAGCGCCGAAGAUUUGGAAAAACCGAGAGUGUCACCAGCUGAAUCCACGGUCACGGCUUCUAACGGUUCGGUCAUUAACGGAACGGAAGUUUUGAACGGAAAAAGCGGUAAUAAUAUCACCGCGGUAAACGUUGCCGGGGAAAACGUUACCGGAAAUAAUAUAAUCGAAAAUAUUACAGAAAAUCCAUCCGUUCCUUCCUUGGAUAAAAGUAGCGCAGUCCUCGAAACCAUAUCCAUUCCUUCGGCCGAUAUAUCCGCCGAGAUAAGAAGCUUGUCAGCUCAAAUACAAAAACGUCAGAGGACUCGAGGUGGUUUUGAGGAUUUGAUAAAAUAUAGCGUGGAAGUAGAAAAGAGAAAGGAUGCAGAAGCAGACAAUGAAGAAGAAGAUGACGGGAGGAUGGGGGAGGGGUGA